GCAGUAAAUUUUUCGCACAACGAAAGAAAAAAAGUUGAUCAGAUCAGCCAGCGAGUCGCGAAAAAAGUCAAUAAGAUAAAAUUACCCGUUUUAAUCCGUUCUGUAGGUGUUUUCCGGCAGUGGAAAACGUUUUCCGUUCUAGUCGAUCGCGCUAGCUAGGUUUUGGACAGAAGAUUUUCUCCCGGGACGUCGCGAUUCCGUUGUAAACGGCACUUGAAGAAAACCCACGACCAUCAUCUUCACACAUACUACUCGGCCAUCUUGAAAGUUGAUCCCCCCGUUUAGUUUUUUUUUCUCAUUGCGCUGUUUAGUUUCGUUUCAUCGUACGCUCGGUUCGCGUUAUUUUUUAAUUUCGUUACUUAAAUAUCGGAGUGGCCACCGUUGGGCCAUAAACUGGUCGUGAAGCCAGCUAUCGGUCAAUCUGGAACGCUUCGCCAGCGGAAUCCGCCCUUAGAAGCGCUGUCAAAAACAAAGGCAACUGGAACUCCCCGUCAUACGAAAGGCGGAUAAUUACUAAAAGUCGCCGGUCAGUCAGUCAGUCAAUUUAUUGUGAAACCGGAUUCGUCGCCGGGGCUGCAACAGUUCUUGGGGUGUCCGCUUUGUAUGUUCGGAUUAUGUCUGAUUCCCAAGACCAGAUGUCAACAUAGCCAUGGCUGCGACGAGAAAGUUGCAAGGUGAAAUUGAUCGGUGUCUAAAGAAAGUCACUGAAGGUGUGGAAACUUUUGAAGAUAUUUGGCAAAAAGUUCACAAUGCUACGAACAGCAAUCAGAAGGUAUGUGAAAAGUAUGAAGCCGAUCUCAAGAAGGAAAUCAAGAAGUUGCAGAGGCUACGCGAUCAGAUCAAAUCAUGGAUCGCAUCCGGCGAGAUCAAGGACAAAAGCGCGCUGUUGGAGAAUCGACGGCUCAUAGAAACUCAAAUGGAAAGGUUCAAAGUGGUGGAGCGAGAAACCAAAACGAAAGCCUACUCGAAGGAAGGUCUGGGAGCGGCGCAAAAAAUGGAUCCAGCCCAGAGAGAGAAGGAAGAAAUCAGCAGUUGGUUAGCGUCCUCGAUAAGCUCUCUUCAGAUUCAGAUAGAUCAAUUUGAAUGUGAAAUCGAGUCGCUGAUAGCUGGUAAGAAAAAGAAACUCGAUAAGGAUAAGCAGGAAAAGAUGGAUGAACUGAAGGGCAAACUAGAGAGGCACAAAUUCCACGUAACCAAACUGGAAACCUUACUCCGAAUGCUAGACAACGAUGGAGUUGAUGUGGAGCAGAUUAAGAAGAUCAAAGAUGAUGUGGAGUAUUACAUCGAUUCCUCGCAAGAACCCGAUUUCGAAGAAAAUGAAUAUAUCUACGACGAUAUCAUUGGACUGGAUGAGGUGGAGAUAUCUGAUCUCUCAACACCAGGACUGGGUGCCUCUGCGGGCACGGAAAGCAAUAACAGUAACGAAACGGCCGGAUCUCCUAGCAGUUUAAUAUCUGGAAUCAGCCCUUCGCAGUCGCCAGUUAUGAACUGCAGUGCGUCAACGAUGCACAACCACAGUAGCGAAAUCGAUGGCAGUGGUGACAAGAGGGCCAAGGAUGUCAAGAUUACGCCAAUUAAACCCACGGCGAUUCGAGCGACAGGCAAAGUGGACAUCAACCUAUCCACCGGACCUGUGGGCAACAACUCGUUGAACAACAACAGCAGUAGUGCUAACAACACCAGCACCAACACGUCCAACAACAAGUCCGGACUUAUAAGUUCGACACCGAGUAAAAAUCACACGAAUGCAGCAGCAAUUGUGGCCGGAGGUGUGUUACCAAAUAGCAGCAGUAUCGUGGCGCCUCAGGCACCUGCUGGUGGGAUCACUCAUCCACCCAUUAUUGGUCCUGCAUUCGCUGCUGUGGCUAAACAACAUCCUGUUACACCUAACCCGAGUAGUCAAUCAUCGGUGGCUCCAAAUGCAUCCGGUGCUACAGUUAGUAAUCUGAGCCAGAUUGUGAAUGCUUCUCAGCCUACGCUUAGUCAGCAGUUGCAGCAAGUGCAACAGCAGCAGCAGCAAUCUAAUCUUGCUUCUGGAAUACUAUCGAAUGCAGCAGCAGUGGUAGCAAGCAAUGUCCAGCAGCAGCAACCUCAACCUCCACAACAACAACCACCCCAGCAAGUUUCGGGUCAGAAUUCCAUAGCACUCCCACAUGGAGUUGCUCUCUCGGCCGCAUCUUCGGGUAUUGAGAAUAAUCAUGUGAUGACGACCUCGUCAGCAUCGACAAUUAGCAGUAGUGGAGCAAAUAUUAUUAACAAUUGCGUUUCCCCUAGUAAUUCCACUGUUAGUAGUAGAGCGUCUCCGAGCCUAAUGUCCCCGCCUCAGCAACAACAGCAGCUGUUGAACGGUCCUACAGCACUCGGUAAGAAUACCGUAGUACCAAUCCAUUUAGCAACAACUCACCCGAUGUCUACAUUGAAAAACAUAGCCCAGGAAGUAAUAAACCGAACAAGCAGUAGUCUGGAAGCUGGAUUAUCUCCGGCCCCCGGUGGAACACUUGUACAGCAGCAACCCUCGCAAACCGGUGUGCAACCUCAACCACAGCAGCAGCAGCAGCAACAACAACAACAGCCACCACCAGCGGUACAACAGCAACUCCAACCUCAGCCAGAUACGAGACAACCGGGUAGUCAGGUAGCUAUUCCUGGUAGCCAACCACCACCCCCAUCUCAGCAACCACAGCCCCAACAACAGCAGCAGCAGCAACAACAACCCCAACAACAACAGCAGCAGCAGCAGCAGCAACAACAACAGUCAUUCACUUUAGUGGAUUCUACGAACAGUACGAACUCUCUAAUACCGACGUCGUCAACUACUGCCAUCAGCAACGGGCCCAACGCGAUCAUCAACACAAGCACAAGUAUUGUUGCGAAUCCCGCGAACCCUAAUGUGCCGACCAGUGUAACCAGUAUGAAAGCGAGCGGAACCAACGAAGCGCACAUACCUCCACUAUUAGGGGUGGCACCUCUGGGACCUUCGCCACUGCAGAAGGAACAUCAAAUUCAAUUUCAAAUGAUGGAAGCCGCUUACUACCACCUGCCAAUGCCAAGUGAUUCCGAACGGCUUAGAACGUAUUUGCAUCGACAGCCGGUACAGACGCCACCACACUAUCCACAGCAACAACUUCCACAUUCUGACACCGUUGAGUUUUUCCAACGUCUAUCGCCUGAAACGCUGUUCUUCGUGUUUUACUACAUGGAGGGCACCAAGGCGCAGUAUCUGGCGGCAAAGGCUCUCAAGAAGCAAAGCUGGCGAUUUCACACCAAGUAUAUGAUGUGGUUCCAGCGCCAUGAAGAGCCGAAAAUAAUCAACGAAGAAUUUGAACAGGGAACCUACAUCUACUUUGACUAUGAAAAGUGGGGCCAGCGGAAAAAAGAAGGAUUCACUUUCGAAUACAAGUACUUAGAAGACAGGGACCUGAAUUGAUCUAUGAUGAUUACGAAAAUUCUUUUUUAAGAAAAAAUUGUUUAAAAAAACUGGAAAACUCAUCAAUAAAAAUCGCAAGAAAUAUUGAAAGCAUAUUUGAAAAACUGACAAAAGAUCAAAUUAUAAAACAAUCGAAAACGUACUAACCGCAGUGCCGCCAGCAAUCUAUGUUAACGUCAUCGCAGCACUGUAAAUCGAGUGCACGUGAGAUUGUAGGCGAAUCUGUUGAUACCGUUUCGUCUGCAAAGCAAAUGGCAUCAUUCUAGAACAGCAAGACAAAUGUCGAAUCCUCUAGAUAGGUGCUGAUCUGUUCUGCAUAAAAAUAUGCGAAAAUUGAGUUCAACGAGGCCAGGCCCUGCUUUCAAAAAUUGCAUUAGAUGAAAUGUUCUGCUUAAGAAAACGAGAUAAAAAACAACGGUAAAAGAAGAAGAUUAACCACUUUCAGCUGUUGAUCGGUCAUGAAAUUGCUCAGAAUAUCACCGAAUACUGAAAUAAUAGUUUGAAAAAAAAAAAUAAUAAUAAAAAAAACCACAUUAAUCCAACACAUCAACUACAUUCAACACAACACACAGAAACACAUCCACCCGCAAAAACAUUGCAAUUGUGAGUUGAAAUGCAUGUAAAAAUUUGCGUUUUGUUUUAUUUGGCUAUGGUAAAUUCGCCGCUUCUUUGUACUGCCAUCCAUCAAAUCGAUGUAAGAUUCGUUGUUUUGUUCUCUUGAAUUUAUUGUUCUACGUAUUGACUAUUUAUUCUGUGGUCCCAAAAACUCGUUGUUAUGCAAGGUAGAGAUUUUUUUAGAGCGAAUGAAAUUGCAAGUUACAUGUUAUCUAAAGUGUAAACCAAACGAAUCUUCAUUUUAACAUAAAUCGACAGAAAUACGACUUAUUGUGCUCUAACGAUGAGGCAUGUAAUAUAUUCUACUCAUAAAAUAUACAGUUGAAAAUUCCAUCAUUAAUGAAAAAUAGAAACGCAAGCACGGAAGAGUGAAAUUUACAUUGAGAAUGUGUUCGUCAUUGUGCGAAAACAACCCGAAUCCUUUAGCAAGUAAAUUGUGGCAUCUAGUUUUGCUUUAGAGAGUCAUUCAUACUAAAAUAGUAACAUGCGCGAUACACACAGAGAAAAAAAAGAAAAUCGAAAAAAGUAAACUGUUGUUCAUCCGCCAGUCCUAGUUAAACGAGUCAUCUUCAUUGAUUUAGAACUAAACACCAUUGAUAGGAAAAAACGGAGUCAUCGUGUAAAAUGCAGAAAAAAACAACGGCGAACUCGUGUAAGAAGUUAUAAGCAUUCAUUUUAUAAAUACCCCACACGCACUUCAACCAGAAUAAGCAACCACCAAAAUCACACUAAUGCUACAGAAUCAUACAGAAUUACCGAUAAUGAAAAAAUGAAACACUAGAACAGGUUUUGAACAGAAUGCGUUUAAUAGUGAAGAACGAAGUGUAGUUCUUCUUUCCAAGAUAUGAAUUGCUGCUUCCAUCAUCACAAAAAAGGCGCAAAAGAGAAGUAGAGGAUUCAACAGACAGAAUUUCCGAAACGCUAGCGCUAAAACGUUUUAACAACUGCACUUUUUGAAAGUGCUCGUUUUUGUGUUUUGCGUUUUCUGUUUAGAGAAAAAAUCGUCGUCUUUUCGAAAAAUUAUCUUGGAAAAACAAACGAAAGAAAAAAAUCAACAAUAAUGCGUAUUAAAAAUAUAUUACAAAAAACGAAUCCGCGCCUAGAAUAAUUCAAUGAAAGUGGUUAAUGCAAGAGAAAAAAAAACACUCGUCGUUCAAUUGACAUGGUAAAUAAUAAAUUCACCCAAAACAGAGAACAAAACAAGAAAAAAAACAUGAUCCAAGAAAUGAGAAAAUGAAACUGCAUUCAAAUGUGAUUUAUAAUUAUAGAUAAAAUGAAAAAACAAAAAAUACACUUAUAUAUUGAAAACAAA
This is a messenger RNA of Uranotaenia lowii, 5354 nucleotides long. RefSeq names its product CCR4-NOT transcription complex subunit 3 (gene Not3). Gene Ontology annotation, biological process: regulation of DNA-templated transcription; nuclear-transcribed mRNA poly(A) tail shortening. The coding region runs from base 650 to 3427 and encodes 925 amino acids. Gene Ontology annotation, cellular component: P-body; nucleus; CCR4-NOT core complex. The record is from RefSeq and is a predicted model, not a curated record. The transcript has 11 exons. NCBI's taxonomy places the organism in Eukaryota, Metazoa, Arthropoda, Insecta, Diptera, Culicidae.